Yamadazyma tenuis ATCC 10573 is the source of this 937-nucleotide messenger RNA. NCBI's taxonomy places the organism in Eukaryota, Fungi, Ascomycota, Pichiomycetes, Serinales, Debaryomycetaceae. The record is from RefSeq and is a predicted model, not a curated record.
AUGCUAACUUUUGAUAGAAUCCACAUAUCUGCAUGUUCCUUGCACGGUUAGAGAGCCAGAAAUCAUACAAGUACAUCGACAUAUAAUAUAGCGAUGUUAUGAUCCUGGUUUCAAUGUUGAAAAUAGUGCCGGAAGCCAGAUAAUCCUACCGGACUACAUGAUAUUCCGAGCUCCCGGGACAAAUUGGUAUAAAAUUGGCCAACUACGACACUAUCUUCAAACUCCAAAAAGAAUGUCUUCAUCGAUUUUGAGUGAACGGGAAGCUAUUAUAGAUACCGUCUACCGAGCCACGCUUGGUAUUGACACCAAUGAUGCUCAAUUGUUUGGCUCUGCUUGCCUCCAAAAUGAAGAGUUGACCUUUGUCAUGGGUGACGUUGUUGUCAACGGCUGGGAACCUUUUUUUGGGUAUACCAGUGGCCACCUUUUUACAGUUACUACAACUCAUUAUCUCACCAGUCCCAGGGUUGAGUUCAAGGAAGAAGGAGCUGCCCAAUUGACAGUUCAAUGUGUAGCAUAUCAUAUUAAGCCGGAAAAUGCCUUUAAAGAGGACAAUAAGGCUUAUAUUAAUGCGAGUUCCCAAACCUUGGACGUAUUCAAAGUUGGAGAUGGUGUCUGGAAGAUCAAAAAAUGGAAUAUCUCAAAGAAUUGGAGCCUGGGAAGUCCUGCCAAUGUUUGGGAUUAAUGUGCUUGAAAACAAAUGAUUAGAUUUGUAAUUUGAUUAAAUAUUAUUUUGUGAAGAGACUUCGUGAGUGUGGCUAUGUGUUGGUGGUAUUAAAAGUUUACUGAUAGUAUCGACCAUGCAUUCGAAGCAUUAGGAUGGUUUCAGAAACUAUCAAAUAGAAUCAUAACGUCCUAUCAAGCUGAAGGAUUUUGUUCCGAUAUUAGAUAGGUAGCUAGUCUUGUAUAAUCUAUCAUUGAAACGUAUUGAUAUUUCUAC